AUGAGUAGCCCAAAGCGGAGGAUCGAAACGGAUGUGAUGAACUCGCAGCCCAUACUCAUUUUUUUUUCGAUUUACAGGCAAGAGUUCUACGUCCGCUUCAAGGGCCCUGAAGACACCCCGUUUGCAGGAGGCCACUGGAAGAUCCAUGUCGAAUUACCCGAUCAGUACCCAUACAAAAGCCCCAGUAUUGGCUUUGUGAAUCGCAUUUUCCAUCCGAAUAUCGAUGAGCUGUCCGGCUCAGUGUGCUUGGAUGUUAUUAACCAGACCUGGUCGCCCAUGUACGACAUGGUCAAUAUUUUCGAAGUGUUUCUACCGCAGCUGUUGCAUUACCCCAACCCUUCCGACCCGCUGAAUGGCGAAGCAGCGGCCAUGCUGAUGCGUGACCCAAAGAACUACGAAAACAAAGUCCGAGAUUACGUCGCCAAAUAUGCCAGCAAGGAAGCAGCCGAUGAAGGAGGUGAAGAGACCGAGUCGGACGACGAGUUGAGCUCUGUCGGUAGCUACGAGUCUGAGGGCGAGGAGCCCGCCGGCACCAUGGACGACGUCUGA
This is a messenger RNA of Talaromyces rugulosus, 549 nucleotides long. RefSeq lists its product as uncharacterized. Gene Ontology annotation, biological process: protein polyubiquitination; ubiquitin-dependent protein catabolic process. The record is from RefSeq and is a predicted model, not a curated record. The transcript has 6 exons. Gene Ontology annotation, cellular component: nucleus. NCBI's taxonomy places the organism in Eukaryota, Fungi, Ascomycota, Eurotiomycetes, Eurotiales, Trichocomaceae. Gene Ontology annotation, molecular function: ubiquitin conjugating enzyme activity. Bases 1 to 549 code for a protein of 182 amino acids.